Puccinia triticina is the source of this 2409-nucleotide messenger RNA. RefSeq lists its product as uncharacterized. The transcript is spliced from 7 exons. The record is from RefSeq and is a predicted model, not a curated record. Bases 1 to 2409 code for a protein of 802 amino acids. NCBI's taxonomy places the organism in Eukaryota, Fungi, Basidiomycota, Pucciniomycetes, Pucciniales, Pucciniaceae. Gene Ontology annotation, biological process: mitotic spindle assembly checkpoint signaling; attachment of mitotic spindle microtubules to kinetochore. Gene Ontology annotation, cellular component: mitotic spindle; nuclear envelope; kinetochore.
AUGACCCACGGGUCGCCAGCGGCUGGGGUGGUGCAGUCGAAUCAGAAGAAGGACGAAGACACUCAACAGCGCAUCUUCCUCUUCCAGACGCCGGAGUACUACGGUCAAGCUCAAAGGAACCUUGUGAGACUGGAGACUGAGAUGCCUACCAGAAGUUCCCCUAUCCAAUCACUCAAGCGCAGCUUGAAUGAGAAUGAUCCCUCCCAGUCAGCAGCUAGUGCCAAGAGGCCUUUGUUGAGGAUGUCAGGCCAAAGGCCGGACGACAUGACCAACCCUUCCUCAACACGAAACACCCCUAAAACGCCUUCGACUGUGCGGAGCAGCAGAAACCGUCAAUCCCAGCCAGAGCAGGUCCUCCUGGCGCACGGCAAAGCGAGAGAACUUAAAUUCGGAGUCGCUCAUCAGGAAACCAGUCGGCUGCAAGAGAAUGAUUCUCAAACUACUGAUCGUGAGCUAGGAUUGGAGCGCAAGGGAUUGGAUCUUGAAAGAGAGUUGCGCGAGACGAAGCUUCGAUUAGAGGAACGUGAGGCCCGGGUCAGUGAGCUGGAACAGGAAAUGAUUAUCGUCAGUGGCCAGAUCGAUGCCCAGGAGCAAGAACGACAGAAAGGAACCCAGGCAGCCGAAGAGAAUGGCAAAAAGACGGAAGCAGCAGCCCUGUCCUCAACGGAAGAACUGGGCAAGCUCAAGGAACGUAACGCAUCCUUGGAUCAAUUGGUCAGGUUAGCCACUCGGGACGAAGCACGUGCCAAACAACUUUCAUCGGACUCCGCAACACACAUACAAUUGCUUGGUGAGGCCAACUUACGCUUACAGGCGGAGAACGAUCAACUCAAGUCGAGCAUCGCCCAACACCUAUCCGAUAUCGAGGAACUUCGUCAAGAGAAAAAUCAGCCCGUUGCCUCGGCCGACUCAUCGUCCAGAGAGGAAUCGGCCCGUCAAAUUGACCAAUACAACGCUCUGGAACAAGCCAAUUCGCACAUGGCACGCGAGCUUGUGUCAUUGAGCCUCACACACGUCGAUCAUUUGCGGCAACAGUUGGCAUCAGCCGAAGUCAAGCUUUCCAAGCUGUCCCAAGAGCGGGCCGCGUGGGCCGUGUUCAUCAAGGAAAACCGACAAGAAUUCACAAGUCCUCGUGAGUUCUUCAAGUCGCUCGCCAAGAAGCGAAUGGAAAAUGCAAGCUUGAAAGCUAGAUUGGGAUCGAGUGAGUUUGAAAUCAAGAGUCGUGAUCGAAUGAUUGGCGAGUUGGAGGCCCGAUUAGAAGAACUCGACAAGGAGCGGAACGACGAGUUUGCCGAAAAGACUAAAGCUCAAGGUCAAGCUCAAAUAGCUGAACGAAACAGAGAGUUGGACAGACGGAGGAUUCACAUGUUCAACGAACAACUCAAGAGCUACACCGCCCAGGCGAAAUCGUUCUGUGGUGGGGCCCUUUAUGAUCAGCAGAAAGAUGCGCAAAUGGACCAGAUGAAACAACUUCUUGAUAGUCAUCAAGAUGAACUUGCUCGUGUUCAACGCGAAGCGGCGGACCUUCGCCAACAACUUCACGACCAAUCAAGCCGUUCGCCAUCUGCUGCAUCUCGUAAUGCCGAAAAGGAGCCAGUUUUGAACACCUCGUUAUCUGAGCAGAUCGAUCGUAACGAAGAACUCGAGAUGGAGUUGGAUGAAUUGAAGGAUGCGAACGAGAUGCUGAAGAUGGAGGUGAAUUCAUUACAGCUUCAAGUAUAUCGCCUAGAGCGGGACCUUGGCCGGGGCGAAAACAACCCAUCAACGACUCAAGUAUUGUGUUCGCAAGGCUCGCCAGUCGGAGUCAAACAGGCCACCCGGAGUUCGAUGCUAGAAAACUUAAAGGCAGAGAACGGGGCGCAUUUAAAACAAACCUCGAAGCUCAAAAAGGGGAUCAAGUCGGGUGGAGACGAAGUAUCGAAAAGUUUAGUACCACGAGAAUCGCUGGUCUCGAGCCGGAAAGAAGUCAAGCGGCUGGAAGCCGAGGUGACCAAACAAAUCAAGGCCCGGGAGAAACUGCGCGAAGGGUACCGGGAAAAGAUGGCAAGCUAUAGGCGAGCGAUCUGGGAGAUCUUGGGGUACAGUUUGGAGGCCGUGGGCAAUGGGCAAUUCCGGCUACGUUCGGCACUCAAGGACCAAAGCAGUUCAAUGAUGUUGUUCGUCCCUGGGAAAGCCGACGGCGGCCAGUUCGAAUUCAAAUCUCAUCCCAAUUGCUCUUUCCAUCAAUCUUCUCUCGUCGUCAAUCUCUACGACCGUUGGACUGAUGGCUGGAGAGAUUUCCUCCCUCAUCAGUUUAUAGUCUACUCUCAACAAGACAAGCUCUUAUGGAAGAGUAUUUAUGAUGUAUGCGACUGUUCUAACGGCUCCUGCGGGCGGGAGUCCGGGACGGCCCCUGAUCCGUUUUCGUGA